Messenger RNA from Polyodon spathula (Mississippi paddlefish), 865 nucleotides. Its product is annotated as NEDD8-conjugating enzyme UBE2F-like. Bases 262 to 831 code for a protein of 189 amino acids. The transcript is spliced from 10 exons. Lineage: Eukaryota; Metazoa; Chordata; Actinopteri; Acipenseriformes; Polyodontidae. Gene Ontology annotation, cellular component: nucleus. The record is from RefSeq and is a predicted model, not a curated record. Gene Ontology annotation, molecular function: NEDD8 transferase activity. Gene Ontology annotation, biological process: protein neddylation.
ACAUUAUAUCGGUGGGAACAGAAGCCACUUCCGUUCUCGUCGGUGGGCCGCUAUAGCUCUGUUUUAUAGAGUUUGAAAUAGUAUAAUAAGAUAUAUUGUGACGUUUAGAAAUAGCUCUGCUUGUGUCGAAGGGGGUUGAAAUCAAUAUACUGGUAUUUACCUGCAGCGGAGUCUUCAUGCUGUCUUCAUCUGCGGGGUUUAUUAUGGUGUAAACAGUAGCAGUUUCUCGAGAGACAGCAGGUGAUAGAGACCCGAGCGGCAAUGCUGACGCUGGCGAGCAAGCUGAAACGGGACGAUGCAGUAAAGAGUGGCCGCAGCAACAGUGCCACUGCAGACUCCACGCGACGGGUGUCUAUACGAGACAGGCUGCUGGUGAAAGGUAGUGCACAGAAAGUUGCAGAACUAGAAGCAAAUCUUCCAAGUACGUGUAAAGUGAAUUUCCCUGAUGUAAACAAGCUCCACCACUUUCAGCUAGAUGUCACUCCAGAUGAGGGCUAUUAUCAGAGUGGCAAGUUCCAAUUUGAAGUAGAAGUCCCUGAAGCUUAUAAUAUGGUGCCUCCCAAGGUGAAGUGUUUGACUAGAAUAUGGCACCCAAACAUCACAGAGACAGGCGAAAUCUGUUUAAGUUUACUCAGACAACAUUCAAUUGACGGUACAGGCUGGGCUCCAACAAGAACACUAAAGGACGUUGUUUGGGGACUGAAUUCGUUAUUUACUGAUUUGUUGAAUUUUGAUGACCCCCUCAAUAUUGAAGCAGCAGAGCACCACCUCCGUGACAAGGAUGAUUUCCGGAGUAAAGUUCAAGAUUUUUAUCAAGCAAUAUCCAGAUGAUGAACGAGACUGUGGAAGUUACACUCUGUGCUGC